Bipolaris zeicola 26-R-13 is the source of this 1824-nucleotide messenger RNA. RefSeq lists its product as uncharacterized. Gene Ontology annotation, molecular function: protein binding. The record is from RefSeq and is a predicted model, not a curated record. The transcript has 2 exons. Lineage: Eukaryota; Fungi; Ascomycota; Dothideomycetes; Pleosporales; Pleosporaceae. Bases 1 to 1824 code for a protein of 607 amino acids.
AUGGCCCGCGUCAGACACUCGCGCCGACCUCAGCGAGAUGCCAGCGCCUCACGCUCAGACUCGUCAGCCUCCACCUCGCCCGAGCGUGGCUUCGACGACGACGAGGACAAGGACUCGGUCAUGCUGCAGUCAAACGACUCCCUUUCCUCGCUCGCCCCCUCACUGUCGCCAGACUCGGACGACGAUGCCCGCAGGCGCGCCAUCGAAGAGCAGAACCGCGUCUCGCCCAUCUCCCGCCUCCCCGCCGAACUCAUGAUCGCCGUCUUCGCAAAACUCUCCUCCCCCACCGACCUCAAGAACUGCAUGCUCGUCUCCAAGACAUGGGCCGGUAACAGUGUCGGCCUGCUGUGGCACCGCCCCUCGACAAACAAGUGGUCAAACGUCCAGAGCGUCAUCCGCACUGUCCAGACCUUCAACAGCUUCUUCGACUACAGCAGCCUCAUCAAGCGCCUGAAUCUGGCCGCCCUCGGCCACGAGGUCAGCGACGGCACCCUCAAGCCUCUCUCCAGCUGCAAGCGUGUUGAGCGCCUCACGCUGACCAACUGCACAAAACUUACCGACCUGAGUCUGGAGGCCAUGCUCGAGGGCAACAGAUACAUCCUCGCCCUCGACGUUACAAAUGUCGAGUCCAUCACCGACAGGACCAUGCUCACUCUGGCUCAGCAUGCUGUGCGCCUGCAAGGCCUCAACAUUACAAACUGCAAAAAAAUCACCGACGAGUCGCUCGAGGCUGUCGCCAAGAGCUGCAGGCAUCUCAAGCGCCUCAAACUCAAUGGCUGCUCCCAGCUUAGCGACAGGAGCAUAAUUGCCUUUGCCCGGAAUUGCCGCUACAUGCUCGAGAUUGACCUCCACGACUGUAGGAACCUCGACGAUGCAUCAAUCACGACUCUCAUCACCGAAGGCCCUAACCUCCGCGAAUUGCGCCUGGCUCACUGCGCCAAAAUCACAGACCAAGCCUUCUUGCGCCUUCCGGCAGAGGCCACCUACGACUGUUUGCGCAUCCUCGAUCUGACUGACUGUGGGGAACUUCAAGAUGCCGGAGUUCAGAAGAUCAUCCAAGCCGCUCCACGACUUCGCAACCUGGUCCUCGCCAAGUGCCGCAACAUUACGGACCGAGCCGUCAUGGCCAUCACACGUCUCGGCAAGAAUCUGCACUAUAUCCACCUUGGCCACUGCUCGCGCAUUACAGAUGUCGGUGUUGCGCAAUUAGUCAAGUUUUGUAACCGCAUCCGCUACAUUGACCUGGCAUGCUGCACGGCCCUGACAGACGCUUCCGUCACUCAGCUUGCAAGCUUACCCAAGCUCAAGCGCAUUGGCCUGGUCAAGUGCGCCGCCAUCACAGACCGCAGCAUAUUCGCCCUUGCCAAGCCAAAGCAAAUUGGCACUUCUGGCCCUAUUGCCCCCAGUGUGCUCGAGAGAGUACAUCUGAGCUACUGCAUCAACCUGUCCUUGGCUGGCAUUCACGCUCUCUUGAACAACUGCCCCCGCCUGACCCAUCUUUCUCUCACUGGCAUCCAGGCCUUUCUACGCGAAGACCUUCUCGCCUUUUGCCGAGAAGCACCUGCGGAGUUUACCGACCACCAGCGCGAAGUCUUCUGCGUCUUCAGCGGUACCGGGGUUCUGCGUCUCCGUGCCUUUAUGAACACCAAUGGUGGAGAAGAUGUGGAUCGUGAGACCGAUGGCUUUGGCAAUGAUGACGGCACCAUGUACCACGAAGAUGAAGAAGGCGAUAACAUGAUGACUAUGACAGCGCAAGCGAACAUCAUGGCCAUUGACGAGGAAGACGAGUUUGGCAAUGACAGCGAAAUGGCGGGUCAAGACUAG